This is a messenger RNA of Labrus mixtus (cuckoo wrasse), 2163 nucleotides long. RefSeq names its product complement C1q-like protein 4. The transcript has 3 exons. Bases 743 to 1369 code for a protein of 208 amino acids. The record is from RefSeq and is a predicted model, not a curated record. NCBI's taxonomy places the organism in Eukaryota, Metazoa, Chordata, Actinopteri, Labriformes, Labridae. Gene Ontology annotation, molecular function: protein binding.
UGUCUGAGAGGUAGACUUAAAUCAUUGAUCCGUUGCUUUGUUUCUUGGUAAAAAGUAACCAACAUGUUAAUCCACAGUCCUGAGUCCUACAGGAAGAGAGGUUGUAAAACGUGGCUGGUAAUAUCGAAUUUCAUUCCAUUGCUAUGCUGAUGACACUCAGAUUUACUUAAAAACAAACACCCUCUGCACCCCUGCCAUCAUCGACACCGUCCACCUGCCUGGAGGAGAUAGAGGUGUGGAUGAAGCAUAACUUCCUCAAAUUGGGACGGCUCCAAAACAGAAGCGAUUCGACUUGGCACCCCACACCAGAUCAGGUCAUUUCCCAUAACCAGCAUUACCUUUUCUGACCAAGACAUCCCCCUUUUCUCCAACCAAUCAUGGCAUCAAAAUGGACCCUCACCUGAACUUUGAAGGCCACGUGAAACAUCUGUGCAAAAGAUCAAUUUGGUCAAUUUGCUUUCACUGCCCUUAAAUGACUCUUCUCAUAGUGAAGGUGAGCUCUGUGAUGAACUUAGGAACAUUUUAUUGACAUUUCUGUGGGAUAUCAAAGGUUAUCUGAUUGCCAGUAAAUGGAGUUAAUAUUGUUUUCUUGUUGCAUAAUCAGCCUUGAUUCAAAGGGGGUGUUAAAAAUUGACAGGUCACAAAUAGAUAUCAGUCCAGCAGCCAGGGGGAUCGAAUCAGUCAGUGGUAGAUAACGGAGAGACUUGUUUUCUUUUAACUAACUUAAAGAUUUUUAUCCAACAUGCUCUGGUUUCUUUUGCUGUUCUGUGGCUUGUCUUUGGCUGAUGAGGGUGGCAAUGAUCCUGAAACACAGUCAUGCUUUCCUGACAUGUGUAAUCUCCUGAAAGAGUUUGGUGCCAUGUCAGAAAAAAUCAAAUCUUUGGAAACCAGGCUGCAGGAAAGUGAAACCAGGCUGCAGAACAGUGAAAGUCAAAUUCUGGAACUGAAGAACAAAGAGGGAACCAAGGUGAUCUUCAGUACAGCGGUAGGAGAAGGAAAAAAACACAUUGGACCUUUCACCACAGACACAACUUUAAUCUACAAAACAGUGAUUACAAACAUUGGAAACGCCUACAAUGCAGCCACAGGUAUCUUCACUGCACCUGUUGCAGGUGUUUAUUACUUCACCAUCUUUUUUCAUGCUGGAUGGACACAUAGGACAUCUCUGCAUCUCUACAAGAACUCUGAGAUGAAACUCUCUACCUUUGAUGAAGAUACAGUGACCAACAGAACUGAUAAUGGAGGAAACGCAGGGUAUCUUCAUCUACAGCAAGGAGACCAGGUGUAUGUGCGCCUGUUUAAAAAUUCACAUGUUUGGGGAAACGCCGGUUUUACGACUUUUAGUGGUUCUUUGGUCACUCAAAUGUGAGAAUCAAUACUCUAAUUGUCCUACUUAAAUGUGUCUAUUACCAUUAUCUAUAAAUGAUCUAUUAAUUAUCAAAUAGAAAUUCUGAUUUUGAGAUUAGCUUCAUUUAAUUCAUUAAUUAAAAGUUAAUGAAAUCAGAAAUUGCUUGCCCAAUCACAUUGGUUGGUUGUAGAGUUGACAUGACUCAGGUUUUGCGAAUCAAAACGCAGGAUGGUCCAACAGUCAUUUACAAGAUCUCAUCUCAUCUCAUCAUUUCUUUAAGGUCAUUUGAAAAACAAAAACAGACUCAAGUCAUAAACUUAAAAAUGUCAAAAAAUAAAAAAUUUGAUUCAUUCUUUUUUAAAGGUCCCAUCUGUAAGAUAUUUACUGAAUUAAAUCAUAAAAUGACCUUACUAUAUGAUCAGACAUUAAAGAAACAUGCUAAGUUGAAGUGUUGGCUUUUCUGUCUACAACGCAGCAGCCAGUAUGUUUGGAUUUCUGUGCGGAAUAGUCUGUUUCUGUUUUGAGGUUAGAAUGCAGAAAGGUUUCAAGACCGAUGCAGAGCUGCACCUAAACACUGAAGCUACUGUGUCCAGAAUAUGGCAACCUGCGUAUGCCUUGACUCUAAGGAGGAGGGAGCGAGGCGAGACAGCUCUAUUCAAUGUUUUGAAUUUGGACUGCAGUACCCAUUUUAAACACUAGGUGUCAAAGUUACCUGUUGCUCCUUUAACUUCCUGAUAUGAAAAUCUGCGAUGUCAUUUUGCUACUUACAAUACAAUGAUUCCAUCUGAAUUUGAUAAAAUAUGAAUUUACUCUCU